Molecule: messenger RNA, 2156 nt
Organism: Thlaspi arvense
Lineage: Eukaryota; Viridiplantae; Streptophyta; Magnoliopsida; Brassicales; Brassicaceae
Source: the annotation of a GenBank genome assembly
GGAGAAGAACUCGAGCCAUGACGGUUCCGAGAAGAGAGAAAUUUUUCAAAAAUCAACAUUGCAGCAGGAGAGAAAGAGCAAGAACCCUAAUCGAUUACGUGCUUUUAUUAGUCCUACUUUUUUUCAUCGUUCCUUUUUCCACUGAUAAUCUCUAAAAUGGCGAGUGAGCGUUCCCAAUCUUCCUCGCCGUCGCCAUCUCAAUCUCCGUCAUCUCUACCUUCUCCGUCGCUGGGCAACAAUGUCGGCGAUACGUUCAUCGGGAGCUUCAUCAGUCUAAUUUCUAACUCCGAGAUCCGUUACGAAGGCACUCUAUACCAUCUCAACGUUCAGGACUCGACGCUAGGUCUUAAGAGCGUAAGAUCUUGUGGAACGGAGGGGAGGAAGAAAGAUGGACAGCAAAUUCCUUCAUGUGAUACAGUUUACGAUUACAUUCUUUUUCGAGGAAGUGACAUCAAGGAUCUGCAAGUUAACCCUUCUCCAUCUGCACAGCCACGACAGGAGAUUCAAAGUGAACAGAACAUCAAUCAGGCUUCUCAGUCUAGGCCAGCUAUAAGCUCUCCUCUUUCUGGCUAUGAGAGUGGUUACGGUUCAGGGAGAGGAGCACAAUGGGCACAUACACCUGCUUUGAGUAGUAAACCGGUUCCUGCCACACAACAUUCCUCUGUCCCUUUAAGCUUCCAGCCUCCUUCAGCUAAUGGUGGAAGCUUGACAGAAUCAUCAGCAAGCCUAAUUGGUUCAGCAAACACUUCUCAGGGAACUCAAAGUAAUGCUGGUCGGUCUAUGCCCAUGCCUUCUUUUGUGCAAGGAAAUAAUAAACUAGCUUACAAUGGUCUCCCUCUUGGUAUGGUGCACCAGGCAGAUUCAUCUCACUCUACUACGAAGCACAAUGGUCCACAUAUUAUAGAUAUUUUUUCUUCACCAAUUAUGGGUUUAGUAGAUGAUUCAUCACAGGUUGUUACUCGUACACCUGACGUUGCUACUAACCCUUCCCCCCUUGGUCAAGCACAACGCCAUUCUACACCUGGACUUGCUUCAUCACCCUCCGACGUUUCUCCACUAUCUUCUGCUCCAUAUAUUCAGAACAGUUUCCCCAUUGCACCCCAGGCUGUUGGCAAAGGCGUCUAUGACUCUCGGUUUAACCAUCAGAACCGAUCUGUACCGUAUGAGUUAACCGCUGUGACUUCUCAUUCAGGUCCUUUAAUCCCUGGUCCUUUUGUGAACCCGCCUCAGUCAUUCUCCGGCAUGAGGCCGUUACUGCAAUCUAGGCAGCAGAUGGUCAAUAGAGGUCAAGAGAUGUUUGCUGCAACUAACCCGUUAUCAGUGGAUGCGCCAUCUCGAAGUCUUGCUCCCACAUAUCAAGCGCCAUUGCUGCCUCUUCCAGUUUCAGCUCAUCAGUCUCGGAUCCCUAGCUCUAGCAUUGAGUUCACUGAAGAAUUUGAUUUUGAGGCAAUGAACGAAAAGUUCAAGAAGAGUGAACUAUGGGGUUUUCUUGGGAAAAACAAUCAAAUGAAUCAGAGGGAAGAAACUCCAGUUGAGCCAAGCGAAGAAGGGAAGGCAAAGCAGUCAAACAUUUGUGUUUGCUUGUUGCAGCCUGCUUAUAACAAGGAUGACUUUUUCGAUACAAUCUCGUGCAAUCCACUUGACCGUAUGGCAAGAAGCGGACAACAGCAACAACAACACAUCCAGUUUCCCGAGCACAUGAGACAAGAUCCUGGGGUAUUUGGUAACCAUUUUCAAAGGCCACCUCCACCACAACCGGGUCAGGGUGCAUAUCUCGCUGCACAAAACAAUUACAGAGGCGGAUAUAAUAAUAACAACAACAACAAUAACAACUACUACUCAAAUUCGGGUUAUGGUUACUACUCUGGUGGUAGAGGCCGAGGCAGAAACACACAUUUCUAACCUGCUGAUGUUUUCUGUCUUGCUUUGUUGGGUCACUCGCGCACUCGCAAUACCUUAGUUCAUCUCUCUUAUGGAGUUCAGUUUUUUUUUUGUUUAAGGGUAAAAAACAGUUUUAUAGUAACCAUGGUUCGGAUUGGUAACACUUUAAAAUUGAGGAAAUGACACGGUGAAAUUAGACGAAUUGAUUGCACAAAUUGUGAGGAAUAUACUGGAAUGGCAAAAUAUUAAUAUUUAAAAAUAAAUUUUCACUAUAA